Melanaphis sacchari is the source of this 1194-nucleotide messenger RNA. Its product is annotated as nucleoporin NUP35-like. The record is from RefSeq and is a predicted model, not a curated record. Lineage: Eukaryota; Metazoa; Arthropoda; Insecta; Hemiptera; Aphididae. Gene Ontology annotation, cellular component: nuclear pore nuclear basket; nuclear membrane; nuclear pore central transport channel. Bases 243 to 1100 code for a protein of 285 amino acids. Gene Ontology annotation, biological process: regulation of DNA-templated transcription; NLS-bearing protein import into nucleus; nuclear pore organization. Gene Ontology annotation, molecular function: phospholipid binding; structural constituent of nuclear pore; single-stranded DNA binding. The transcript has 5 exons.
GUAGUAGUUUCCGUUAUCCGUUGUAAUUUUUUUCUUUAUCACUAAACAUUCAAAUCAUAACAUUUGAAUUUUUUUUUUUUUAUUAUUGUUCUCGUCAAAACCCUUACGGCGUACUUAGAGUUAAUCAUUUGCACUAAAAAAUAUUCUACUCGCGAUACCGUAUUCAAAUCUACUCGUUAGGAUAUCAUUAGAGAUCGUUGUGCAAAAUAUUUUAUUCGUUAUCCAAGCGACUGAAUUACGAAAUGGAACCUAUGGCUUUGGGAUCACCGUCGCACGACAGUCCACAGAAACCUACAUAUCUUCCAGGUUACUUGAUGGGUGAACGUGCACAAUCGCCGAUCGGUAAUGUUUCAAUCAGCACCAUGUCUCCAUUACGUGCUAAUCGUAGCCAUACCUCAGAUGUACACACUACAUUUUUAAUGCGAAAUUUUCAUCACGAACUAAGCGAUAAGCCAUCUUCCACUCCAAUUUUAAAUAGAGUCAAUGAUGAACCAACAAAAGCUCCAACAAUUGAUUUAUUUGAUAUGCUCAAUACUUCUGACUAUAGAGAAGAACAGUGUAACAAUAAAGAAAACAAACAAUUUUACUCUGAUAAAAACAAUCUGUUUGAACAACCUAAAACUACUCCAGGGUGUUGGAUUACAGUUUUUGGCUAUUCAAUUUCAAAUAAAGAUGAAAUAUUAUCUAAAUUUAUACACAUGGUGUCAUGUUGUGAUGUGAGAGAAGCUGGGCCAAAUUGGGCACACAUAUGUUUUAGUGAUUCUACAGAUUAUCAUCGAGCUCUAUUAUUUAAUGGUCAUGUAACCAAUAAUGGGGCUAUGAUUGGAGUUAUUCCGUGUAAUGAUAAGACAAUUUUAAAUGAAAAUAUUAGCCCUACUGAUUCACAUCCAGGACCAAGUACUGAAAUUUUAUCGAAAUCUCUGCGUUCACCAAUUUUAGGUCAACAAUUUUCAAGUCCAAAUGAUUCUAUUUCUAAGAGAAAUAAUAUUAGACCAAUGGCUAUAAAACCUAUACCUAUUCAAGGAAAAAAUAACUCUCCUUCAGCUACAACUUCAAAUGGUAUUGUUACAAAAACUUUGGAAUAUUUGUUUGGUUGGUAGGUAAGAAAUUUAAAUAUGUGUAUAACAAAACACUAAUAGAUUUUCAAACCAUUCUUUUAUAUUUUAUUAAUUAAUGCUUUUUUUUUUUCAAUUA